Messenger RNA from Cheilinus undulatus (humphead wrasse), 2214 nucleotides. RefSeq lists its product as uncharacterized. Lineage: Eukaryota; Metazoa; Chordata; Actinopteri; Labriformes; Labridae. The record is from RefSeq and is a predicted model, not a curated record. The coding region runs from base 55 to 714 and encodes 219 amino acids. The transcript is spliced from 6 exons.
CGAAGAGAUUAGACCUCAUCAAACCACCGCUUAUCAGCACAUUAUUACAUCGCAAUGGUUCAACUUAUUUGCCUCGUCGCUCCUGUGCUGGCGCUUUUGUUUGGGCUCUCCUCUGCUGCAUCAACAGCCCGACCACCUCUGAUUUGCAGCCCCACACGCCAACCUGAUGGAACCGUCAUCUUUGAACUGUCCCAGUCGCCCCAGUCUUCUCAGUGCCACACGUGCUGGGAGGAAGAGGAUGGUACGGUCAUUGCCCGCGACAGUGAGUGUCUCCCAGAUCUGGUGCAGAAUCUCACAAGCAAGUCCAUCACCCUGAAAUCCUGUGGGGAGUACCUGCACUACAGAAGGGACUGCUUUGGGAUCCGGGAGGAAGCAGUCUGCAAAUUGAACUGCAGCAUCGAUGUUCCCCAGGGAAUGCACUCAACCCCUGUGAACACUACCACCUUAGAGUGGUGUCUCUCUGAGAGCUUCUGUCCAGACCCGCUGGCAUUUGGCCUCACGCUUGGUUUCAUCAUCGUCUUUGUUCUAGCUGCAUUCUCCCUGGGUGUGUGCAAGUGGAAGAGGAACUUCAAACGUCGCCAACAAGAUGCAGCCCAGAGGGCAGUCGAGAAUGAAGAUGAGAGAGAGGAGGCGAUAGAGUUAUGUACUCAGUACAAAGAGGAAAACACGGUAAAAAUUCAGAGGACAGCUGGCAUAGGGUUACAGCAAGAUUAGAGCGGCCCUUUAUCAAAUUAAUGAAUGUUUGGUAUCAGUGGUGUUGUGGCCCAUGCAGAAAGGGGGUUAAAAUCUAUGGAGACAAAAAAAAGUGGGUAUGCCCGUGUAUACCCUGCACCACACCACUGUUUAGGAGCCAUCUGAGUAUUGAUAAUUUUCAAAAAACGUAUUAUUACCUGAGAAUGAAUGUAUUUUUAAAAUUCCCGAUGAGAUUCAAACACAAAUCAUAGGCCAUCAGAUAGCACAGAGAAAAAAAGGAAAUGUUCAAGAUGGAAUAUACAUGUGAUGAAUGGUUUAGGUUAGAUCAACAUUUCUGAUCAAAUAAAACACUUUCAUUGGGUUUAACAGCUUACAUCGUGUCCUGACAGCAUACAUCAGAACGUCAGAUAUCACAUCAGAAACUCACGGCCAAAACUGCGUCUGUUAAGUUCUUUUACUUUUAGUGUUGAGAAACAGUCGUUUAGUUCUUGGAACGAGAAUUUGAUGGCAGUGAGCCAAAAAAAUGAAGUUUUUGUCAUCUCAAGUGAGAGGUUAACUUUUUAAACAUAGAUAUGAAAGGAAAAGUGGCUGGAACAGUGGCAACACCCACCCUCACAGCUUCUAAAACAUUCCGUUCUUGUCUUUGAGGAUGAUGUAAUCCUUUGAAACCUUUUAUAAGCUUUAAAGCAAUGAUGUCAUCCUCAAAGAUUCUAAAACAUUCCAACAUUGCCUUUGAAGAUGACAUCAUCUCUUUAAAACCUUUAAUAGGCAUUAAAGCAAUGAUGUCAUCCUCAAAGAUUCUAAAACAUUCCGUCCUUGCCUUUGAAGAUGACAUCGUCUCUAGAGCCUUUGAUAGGCUCUGAAAGGAUGAUGUCAUCCUUGAAGAUUCUUUAACAUUUCAUCCUUGCCUUUUGAACGCAGGCCAGUUUAGACUCAACCAGUCUCCACAUACAAACACUCCAGUAACUACAGCUUUUUUCACUUCCACACUGGUGUCAGUUUUCAACCGUGGAGGUUUCAGAUUGGUAAAAACUUUCUGCUUUAUGCUGCAUCACUCAUUGUCUGAUUGUAACGCUGUCAAAGGAAGAAGAAGAAUUUAGCUGAUUUUUUCGCUGACUCUGGUGUCAGAUGCUGUUGGGACACGCUGGCAGAGAACACCUCAUCAAUAAAGUAAAAAAUAGUUUUCUAUAAAGACAUAGCCCCAUAUAGUUCUUUUUCACAGUUCAUUUCUAUGUUCCCUUUAACUGAUAGGACUGAUACCUGUUUUAUCUGCCCAUUUAUCAGUCUGAAGAUAUGAUUUUUCUCAAAUAACACUCAGGGAUUUUUUAAUGUGGUAAAAAAAAAAAAUAAAUCGAGUGAGGCCUUUUCAACCCAGGUGGCAGCCCUACUAUCCACCCAUUUGGGGUUUGAUCCCCAGCUCCUGCGGUCACAUGUCAAUAGCUGGGUUUCCAUUACACUUGUAAAUGCGCAAAAUCGAAAUAGCGCAAUAAAAAACUGGUAAUGGAAACACCUGAAUUUCAA